AUGCGUUUUCGGAGGGAACCUGUUGCAGUGAUGGCAGGUGUAAAGCAGAUGUUUUACUGCUUUAAAGUGAAAGAAAAUCAUUGCAAUUUUCUACGAUUUUUCUGGUUCAAAGAUAAUAAUCCUAACAACCCAAUGGUUGAAUACAGGAUGACCGUCCAUGUAUUUGGCAAUCGGCCAUCGCCGGCAGUAGCGACUUACGGGAUUUGUAGAACAGCACUAAAUGUGGAAACAGAAUUUGGACAAGACGUUAGAGAUUUUGUGAUGGACAAUUUCUAUGUAGACGAUGGACUUAUGUCGCUACCUACGGCAUCUGAAGCUACAAGUUUGAUAAGGCGAACACAGAAAGCUUUACUGGUUGAAGGCAAUGUGCGCCUGCAUAAGAUUUCUUCGAACAGCGAGGAAGUUUUGGGUUCGUUUCCAACAGAAGAUCUUGCCAAAGAUAUGAAGGAUCUAGAGUUCGGGAAGGACCUGCUCUCAAGUCAACGGAGUCUUGGUCUUAAUUGGAAUUUGGAUGAUGACAGUUUUUUCUUUGAGGUGACGUCAAAGAAUACAGCAUGCUCUAGAAGAGGAAUUCUUUCCUGCAUGAAUAGUAUAUUUGAUCCCCUGGGAUUCCUUGCACCUGUUGUCAUAGAGGAAAAGAAUAUUUUGAGGACUUGUUCAAAGCACUAUUAA
This is a messenger RNA of Ostrea edulis (European flat oyster), 672 nucleotides long. RefSeq lists its product as uncharacterized. Bases 1 to 672 code for a protein of 223 amino acids. The record is from RefSeq and is a predicted model, not a curated record. The transcript has a single exon. NCBI's taxonomy places the organism in Eukaryota, Metazoa, Mollusca, Bivalvia, Ostreida, Ostreidae.